AUGAAGUUCCAUAUAAAUGUGGUUGCCCUGGUGGCAUUGAUCUCCUCAUGGGUCGUCGUCGCGUUUCCCACUGAAGCUAGGAACGAGGAUAUUGCUAUUGCGGAUUCUGCAACCCCAGAAACAACACAGGAGACUCCUGUCCAGACUGACAACGCUGACGAGGACGAGGAUGAGGAUGAGGACGAAAUAGCCGCUGUUUCUAGUUACAAGUACUACGGAAAAUACGCCAACUAUGGCACAUACCACUAUAACAAAUAUGCAACCUACCGCAGGUAUAGGCGUGACGCGACGCCGGAACCGGAAACUUCACAGGGGACUCCUGUCGAGGCUGACAACGCCGACGAGGACGAGGAUGAGGACGAAAUAGCCGCUGUUUCUAGUUACAAGGACUACGGAAAAUACGCCAACUAUGGCAAAUAUCCUCCCCCGGGAUAUGACCAGUACGGAACAUACGUAAAAUACCCGUCGAAGCGCAGUAGUUUUAGAUCUACAAAGUACGGUUCAUACGAUGACUACGACCCACCCAACAAUGGUAAAUAUACGGAUUAUCACUCCUAUAAACCUGACGGCCUUCCAGAACAGGGCAAUGAUGGCGGCAAGAGCAAUAAGUAUGGCUCGUAUAAUGGCUACGCACGGCCGAAUUAUGGCAAUUACACACACUAUCCAAAUUCCAGACGCGACAAAGUGGCAGACACAACUAUUGACUUUGCCAAAUACACCAAGUAUGGUAAGCCGCCCGGAGGCUACGAUAAAUACCCUGGCUAUGUCAACUAUGAGCGUUAUAAAGAGAGUGUUGCCAACACCGCUGAUGACACUCCUCCAACACGGUGGAAUUAUAGACGAGAUCUUGCUCCUCAGGGAGAGAGUUCUGCCGAUGCUGCUGGUACCGUUGUUUCAGGAGUGUUGUCUUAUGGAACUAUUGGUCCGUUCGGAGUAAAAAGGCGUGAGAUGGCCCCGGAGAGUGACACACAGGAUAGAAAAUAUGCAAAAUAUGGGGGCAAAAUAUUGCCAUAAAUCUCAGUAAAG
Pseudogymnoascus verrucosus is the source of this 1026-nucleotide messenger RNA. RefSeq lists its product as uncharacterized. The transcript has 2 exons. Lineage: Eukaryota; Fungi; Ascomycota; Leotiomycetes; Thelebolales; Thelebolaceae. The coding region runs from base 1 to 1014 and encodes 337 amino acids. The record is from RefSeq and is a predicted model, not a curated record.